AUGAGUCGAACGGGUAGAGUUUGGACGAUCGUCAGCACAGUUGCUCAAUGGUCGAGUUGUGCGCUAGGUAGUUCCAUCGGCCUAUCAAGCUCGCCGCCGACAGAAGCUUGUGAUCCUAUUCCGGAAGCGUUUGUCAGUUACUCGAUUGAAUUUUCGUCUUUCCCGGACUUUGCAGGAAAUAUCUCGAGCCCAAACACGUUCUCAAAUAAUUUGCUGAACAAUCUGGGAAACCUUACUGGAACCAAGCCAUUCAUCCGCGUGGGAGGGAAUACUCAAGAUUACGCUAUAUACAAUGCAAGUCUCGAGUUCGCGCUGAAUGGCACGGUCAACCCCAAUAGAUCACCUGAUUACCCAACCACUAUCUUUAUCGGUUCGUCGUAUUUCGAGUCCUAUAGCACCUGGCCAGAUACAAAGUACAUUCAUGGAUUUAAUAUGGGUCUUGGCGGAAACAAUUCUGUUGGGUUGCAGACUCUGAAGGACACUGUGCCCCUUGCAUGCAAAGCCCUUGGAGGAGGAAAAUUGCUCUGGUGGGAGUAUGGAAACGAACCGGAUCUCUUUUCGACAUCAGCUCAAGGGCCCGUACGGCCACCUUCAUGGGAUGAGCAGAUCUAUGUCAGCCAAUGGCUCAAUGGAACUAAGGAAAUCAGACGACAGCUUGAGAAUGCAUGUCCAGAGCUCACGACUAAAGAAAGCUACGGGUAUCUUGCUCCAUCUUUCGCCGGCAUUAAUAACCAUCUCAGACCCAUCAAAACAUGGCAAGCUGGAAUUAAUUGGAAUGACGAUAUCAAAUUAAUCUCCUCCCAUAAUUAUAUUGGCGGGGCGACCCAGCCUGGAGUCACACUUCAGGGAACCCUAAUGAACCACACCAAGACCAUCCAGUCAGUCAAUGACCAAGCCCAGCUUGCGAAGAACCUCACCUAUACUGGCAUUCCUUUCAUCCUCGGGGAAACCAACAGUCUGUACAACCAAGGCGCCCCUGGCCUCUCAAAUGCCUUUGGUGCCGCGCUUUGGGGCUUCGAUUUCAACCUCUACUGUGCUUCCGUCGGCAUCCGUCGCGUGCACAUGCACAUGGGCACGAACUACCGCUACCAAGCUUGGCAGCCCAUCCAGACCGAUCUUGCCACUCUCGGGACAAAACCUCCUUAUUACGGCCAUGUAGCUGUGGCAGCGAUGAUGGGUAAUCUAGCUGGGGGGCAAGAGACGAGAAUUUUACAUAUUCCCAUGGAAAACGAAAGGGAGUCUGCAUAUGCUACAUAUGUUGACGACAAACUUGCUAGAGUCGCAAUUAUCAAUAUGAGGCAGUAUAAUUAUACCGUCAAUGGGACCAGCCUGGUGCUGAAUCCUAUCCCUAGACCGAAUAGGGAAUAUACGUUCCAGGCACCGAAGGAAUGUAGCGGAACUGUGAGCAUUCAAAGAUUAUACGCCAAUGGCAGUGAUGCCAUCUCUGGUAUUUCAUGGGAUGGCUGGAGUUAUAAUUGGGAAUUGGAGGGCGGGAAACCCGUUAAGCUGAACAAUGUUACCGUGGGAGAGACCGCGAAGGUUGAGAGUGGCCUGAUUAGGGUUAAUGUUUUAGAUUCUUCGGCUGUGAUUUUGAAUUUCAACAGGGAAAUGAAGUUUCUGGAAUUCGCCACUACUUCAGGUUUCCCUUAA
Messenger RNA from Venustampulla echinocandica, 1650 nucleotides. RefSeq names its product (Trans)glycosidase. Bases 1 to 1650 code for a protein of 549 amino acids. The record is from RefSeq and is a predicted model, not a curated record. Lineage: Eukaryota; Fungi; Ascomycota; Leotiomycetes; Helotiales; Pleuroascaceae. The transcript has 3 exons.